Molecule: messenger RNA, 1284 nt
Organism: Manihot esculenta (cassava)
Lineage: Eukaryota; Viridiplantae; Streptophyta; Magnoliopsida; Malpighiales; Euphorbiaceae
Product: quinone oxidoreductase PIG3
Exons: 6
Coding region: 102-1079 (325 amino acids)
Molecular function (GO): oxidoreductase activity
Source: RefSeq, a predicted model, not a curated record
UUUGGCCUUCACAACUAAGCAUCCAAACAGAGGGUAACUGACCACUCUGUCAUAUCCAUACACAACUCCAUUGUCGAACGCUAGAAAAAGGCGAAAACAAAAUGAAAGCAGUGGUGAUAACUUCACUAGGCGGCCCAGAGGUGCUGCAACUGCAAGAAGUAGACGACCCACAAAUCAAAGACGAUGAGGUCCUCAUCAAGGUCGAAGCUACCGCCGUCAACCGGGCUGACACCCUCCAAAGGAUAGGCAAGCAUCCGCCUCCCAAGGGCGCUAGCCCCUACCCUGGUCUUGAAUGCUCCGGCACCAUCGAAGCCGUUGGGAAACUCGUUUCUCGCUGGAAAGUGGGUGAUCAGGUGUGUGCUCUUCUUAGUGGAGGAGGCUAUGCGGAGAAAGUGGCUGUUCCAGCCGGACAGAUUCUUCCUGUCCCACCAGGCAUUUCCCUCAAGGAUGCUGGUGGUUUCCCUGAGGUGGCAUGUACUGUUUGGUCCACUGUUUUUAUGAUGAGUCGGUUGUCUGCUGGGGAAACGUUUCUGGUUCAUGGAGGUUCUAGUGGGAUUGGUACUUUUGCAAUUCAGAUAGCUAAAUAUCAAGGGGUUAGGGUAUUUGUCACUGCAGGCAGUGAGGAAAAAUUAGCUGUUUGUAAGGAACUAGGAGCUGAUGUGUGCAUCAAUUACAAAACAGAGGACUUUGUUGCACGAGUAAAGGAAGAAACUGGAGGGAAAGGUGUAGAUGUUAUUUUGGAUUGUAUUGGAGCAUCCUAUUUCCAGAGAAACCUAGACAGCUUGAAUGUUGGUGGAAGGCUUUUUAUCAUUGGGUUCAUGGGUGGAGCUGUGACAGAAUUAAAUCUGUCUAUUUUGUUGGCUAAACGCCUCACAGUGCAAGCGGCCGGCUUGCGAGGUAGAAGUGCAGAAAACAAAGCAGAAAUUGUGAAUGAGGUGGAGAAGAAUGUUUGGCCUGCCAUUGUUGAAGGCAAGGUGAAGCCUGUGGUCUAUAAACAUUUUCCAUUAGCUGAGGCAGCAGAGGCUCAUCGACUCCUGGAAAGUAGCCAGCAUAUCGGAAAGAUUCUUCUUGUUCCAUGAUGUUAUGGACGGUCAAGUAAGCUUUAGUUGAUGAGAUCCGCCAGUGUCAACAUCUUUGGAAUGACUAUUGAUAUCUUUGCUAGUGUGCUUGUAAUUUAACGAUAAAAGAAGCCUGUGAGUUAGACUGUUUAGUUUGUUAACUUGAUAUUUCUCAAGAUGGUGUGAUGAUUCCCCUUGAAUGAAAGAAAUGCAAAGUUGAUACCCA